AUGCCGGUACCCAUCUCGCACGAUCAAGCUCAACAGCAGUCAAUCCUCCAAAAAAUGGGAAUGGGUGCCGCGAUGGGAGGUGCGGUCGGAAUGACUCUGGGAUUUUUAUUCGGUGGAUUUUCUAUUAUUAGUCGAGGCGCAGGCCCUAGAGGACCUCUAAACACCCUUGCAACUUACAUGGCAUCCAGCGGCGGAACAUUCGCUUUCUUCAUGUCUAUUGGAUCCGUCAUCCGCACUGAAUCCCAAACCUCGUUAACGGCGGCUCAAUUUUCCUCUUUGCAAACUCACUGGCGUUCACGGCACCUUGACACUGCAGACAGGUCACACACUUAA
Messenger RNA from Puccinia triticina, 333 nucleotides. RefSeq lists its product as uncharacterized. The record is from RefSeq and is a predicted model, not a curated record. The transcript has 4 exons. The coding region runs from base 1 to 333 and encodes 110 amino acids. Lineage: Eukaryota; Fungi; Basidiomycota; Pucciniomycetes; Pucciniales; Pucciniaceae. Gene Ontology annotation, cellular component: TIM23 mitochondrial import inner membrane translocase complex. Gene Ontology annotation, biological process: protein import into mitochondrial matrix; protein insertion into mitochondrial inner membrane.